Molecule: messenger RNA, 4149 nt
Organism: Amoebophrya sp. A120
Lineage: Eukaryota; Dinophyceae; Syndiniales; Amoebophryaceae
Source: the annotation of a GenBank genome assembly
GAUCACAACAUCACGGAUCAAUUAGAGCGUGCGUGUGGUGGUCAGCAUUCUUCCUAGAUCUUCGUUCCUGUGUGUGUCAACACAAAGCAACAAAAAAACACAAGAUGUCAUUAUGCGAAGCAGGGCCACAGUUCGUCUAUUUUACAGCAUCUUGUCGCUCGCAGCAGCAGGCGCUUCAUCUGGAGAAAAUCAUGACCCUGUUGAAGACGCGAAGCAAGCUUGUCCACCCGGAAUCAGCGGAUUGGUUCCAGAGCAGGAGAUUGCGCGGUUGUUCGGGCGAGAGGAACUUGCAAACGCGUGGGCGGCUGCAACGUUCGGUGAGAACGGCGAUGUUUCUUUUGUGGCGGACAACGAGAGGAACGCACUACCACCGUCCACGGCAGAAGACGAAAAACCUGCUUUUGGCGAUAGCGGGCUGCGUGCAGCUCUCAGCGUCGACGAGGACGAGAAGGAGACGAAGGCCGCACCUGAAUUGGUUUGUGACAGCAUCUUCGAGCAACACACCGUCACUGGAGCAGCAGGGGGCAACAUAUACAACCUAGAACAAGCUGCACCACUGAGCUAUGCGGGCCGCCUUCUACGCGAAAUCGCCCACUACUAUGAGUGCGGAGACGCGUUUUCCCCCAACCUCCACCAGGUUCUUGACGAGGUUGCUUUGCUCGGAGAUGCGAUGGCUGAGUUGCAGCAGAAAAAUUUGAUGGAGACUGCUGCACCCAGUGCUGGCGGCAACGACCCAGCACAGCGCGCAGUUGUUCUGUCAUCUUUGGAUGACGAUGAGGACCCGGAAGAGCGCGAAGAUCCGAAAGACGGAGUGGUCGGGACGAGCCGCGGCCUCAGUUCUGUUGUUGCGCAUCAAGAUCAUUCUUCGACGAGCAGCACAAUCAUCACCGACGACCUCCGGACCCGGAGGCACAAAAUCAUUCGCCGGUGUGUUUCCACCAGCGAAAAAGAACCACGAAUUGAGUCAGGAAACGAAAGGCACCUUGAUGCGGUUCUCCGCUAUCUCCGCCGUCUGUCAUUCGCGACCCUUCUUGGCCUAGCUGUGGAGCGAGCCCUUCUGCGUUUCGAAAACGAGCGAGCCCAGCGGUUGGCUGGGGCGCGCACCUUGUUUGUCGAAGAGGAUACUUCUGUCACCGGGGAACUCAAUUACGAGGACGUUCGGGCUUCAAGUGGUGUUGGGCGAGAAAAUGUCGCGUCGAUUGUGCAGCACCGCAUUGCGGACCGGAUUUCUGCAACUUUGUCUCGUGCGCACGAAGUAGAAUCCAAUCGGAACGACGACCAGAGCAAGCCACUCUCAACACAACAGAAGCUGCACGAAGAGCUCCUUAAAAACUUGAAUCUUCUCCACUCUAUAGCGCAUAUCCAACAGACGCGCUCCGGGUCGCAGAAAAUUCUUUUCAUCGACGCCGAGGGAUUCAAGCGCACCUCUUUCCGGAGCUCUAUGGAGAACAUUUCAACCAGAACCUUCGACCGGCUAGCGCAAGGUCUGGUCGUUCCAAAAUUCCUAAUCGACGGUUUUGUCGACGCACUGCGGGAACGCACGCUGCACAACGACCCGACGAAAACGGAGGAGGAGGUGGAGAAACACUUGAAAUUCCUACCGGCGAGGGAAAUAAGCCAGUACUUGCAAUCGUCUCUGAUUCAGAGGCCGGAUUUUGACGAACACAGGCGGGCCGCGAAUCGGCACGGGCUGAUCGAGCACUUCGCCAAGCUAUUUACGCAGCGCCUCGACCUCCGAAACGCAACCCUGGCCUUUGCUUUUCAGGAUCUAAGCACCUGGAAAUUUGGCGCGCCACUGCACCCGGCGCCAAAUAUGCGCGAAAAUUUCGCCGCCCGCAGACACGCGUACGACUUCCUGACUGGGUUUGGAAACGGGCUGGCGAAGCAGCUCGUGUUCGAAGGGGAACAAGAGAAUGGUGAACAGGAUACAAUUACAAAUAGAAUAAAAAUUUCUACCGUGAAGGUGAACAAGAAGACCACCAAUCCAGAUUCUACAACCCGCAAUGUCGUUGAGACGUUGGUGCUUGGCUUUCAAGCCAUUCGUGCGUUUGGAAUCUAUCCCGAGAUCGUGUUGCGGGGUUACCAGGCUAUUACUGGAUCGCUGAUCGCAGCACGAAGAACUGAUUUGCGUGAGCGAACGGAUUCGACCAAGGUUAGGAAGCGCCCCUGGGCGGACUACGUCAGCGCGCUCUUGGGGCAUUUGGUUGGACUCUUGAAGCAGCAGAAGGGCCUGUCCCCCGUAUACUACGAGCAGGGCAAGGCGGUUCUGGUUGAUCGACAGCUUUGUCUCAAUCACGAAGCGAGACACCUCAGUAAGCUAAUUCAAGCGGAAUGUGAACUGCGGCGACUCGGUGCUGCGCAUCGAAGACAGCCGAGUGACAACAACAUGAGCGCGGAUGGAGCCAGUGCAAGCAGAAGCAUUUCGUCGGCGAAGGACGAGGGUACGGACUCCGAGCUUCUACCUUUGUUCUCGGACCUAUCACAGCGAGCCACUCAGUGGAACGACUUAUUUGACCUCUGGAGCCUGGAGCCAACGUCCCUCGUCACGAACCUUCAGCAGCACAGCAGGCAACACUUCACACACUACGCACGCGUGCAAUAUCUAAUCGCUGCCGAAACGCCGGCGUUGAGUUUUCCGAUGUUGUUGGUGAAUAGUGUAGCCUCGUCCGUCUCGUCAAAUGUUGCUAAGGAGGAACCUCCUGGUGCUGCUUCUGCAACACCAGGACCGUCCUUCCAGAUUUCCGUCGCGUAUAAUCCAACGCCGCAAACAGAACUGCAGGAUAUGAAAAGCAAUGAUGAAGUUGAAGCCACAGAUGACCACGUGGCAGCUGCACCCCAUUGGCGUGGCACGAGCCAGGUGGUCCAAGAAGCGCAAAACGCCGACUUGGCCGAGGAUUUUAAGGAUUUUGUGUUGGUGAAAAUUCUAGAAAUUUUACGUCGCAGCGCAGGAGAAGACGAAUGUUACGAAAGAGCAGCUAGUAGUAGAAACACCAACACGUCCAAAACAAAUACAAAUCCGUGCUUCUACGUGGAAAUUGGCGUUGGUGCGAGCGCCAUCGAGCACAACACGAGGUUUCUUCGCACUUUUCAGGGUUGGCACGGGGUCUUACUCGACAGUCACUACGGCUUACCGCGGGUCAAUUUGCACCAGGAGAUCGUGACAGAGGAGAACGUGUUGGAGAUUUUGGCGAAACACGAUGUGCCGGAGAACUUCGAACUGCUUUCCUUGGACAUCGACGGCCAGGAUUACCACGUCGUCAGGAAAAUCCUGCUUUCGCAGCUUGGUAAAAACACCAACAAGCGCAGCUUUCGCCCGCGGGUUAUCGUGGUUGAGCAUGUGCACGGAUAUGCGUGGCCCAACGUCGUGGUUCCGCUUGACCACUGGCUGGUGCCGAAGUCGAGGAGGAGUUUUGGAUCCGAUUCCGAGCAAAAAAGAGUAGAUGAAAACAAGGACGAGGACGGCAUCACCAGAAAUAAAGAUGAACACGCUGCUUCUCAGCAAGACAACAACGAGAACCACAACGACGAAGACAAAAGUGAUCACUCUCACUUGAUGUUCGCGUCUUCGGCUCGGGCGCUCCUUGAACUCCUGCAGGCUUUCGACUACGAUCUCGUGUAUUACGGUGACUUUGACCUGGUAUUCGUUGCAAAGGCAGACUUGAAUCACGUUGAGAAACACGUUAGACACGAGUUGGCGUCGACGUUACCGUUUUUACCUGCUGGUUCUGGUACUAGUGCAGCUUUAUUGGCGAACCUGGAUCGUGCCGCUCUUACUUUCCGGAGCGUGAACGACCUCCACACGCUUUGCCUGCGGUACAAAACCUCUCUGCGCGUUGUGCUGCGAGACAUCCGCAUCAUUGACAACGAGUCCUAUUGUCUGCUGAGUGGUGAAGCUGAUGGCGAUCCUCGUCCCGAGGAUGCCGAUGGUGCAGUACGAGGCAGCAAGAUCGUUGGGUACUCCCGGAAAACCUUAGAGACGCGGUUUCACACGGCGUCAGCAGCUCAAUCCUCGCUUUUCACCCGAGAACAACUGCGGAGCGCAGACUUUCUCUUAUGAUUGAACAGAUUGGCUCAGCCUCAGGGUCAGGAGUGUUGACUUUGACAGCAGCAGCGAUGAAAGAAAAGCAUUCGGAUCUUCCGGCUCAAUAU